AUGGGUGCAAAUCCACCAUCAAAAAACACUUGUUAUUCCGUCUCUUAUGGAUCAUCAUCAACAGCCCACGAGAAAACAAAACAGCAACUUCUUUACUCUCCUCUCAUAAUCAAGAGAGAACUUGUGUGUGCAACCUCUUUUCUCAAUAUUGUCUUUGAUCUUUUCGGCCCUUUUGAUCCACUGUCAGUCUUUCGUUUUGGUUUCUUGUCACAAAUCCUAUCCAGCAAUAAAAAAUCAUCACGCUUAGCCUGUGAUUAUUCUCAAGGAAGACGGGUUCGGGAUGAAAGUAACAAGAAUCAAUCCCACACAGAAAGCUUUCCCUUUCUUGAUCUUGGCUUUCGAUGUUUUCGAAAUGGAAGAAAGUAUCAUAAUUGGCGAUGGCAGCCAGAAGGGUGUGGUUUGCCAAGAUUUAAUGCAAGUGAACUUCUAGAAAGAAGCAGAAAUGGGAGGAUCGUGUUUGCUGGGGACCCUGUUGGCAGAAACCAGUGGGAGCCUUCCUUGUGCAUGCUUGCUCCAGGAGUUUCCAACAAGUCUUCAAUACAUGAAGAAUGCGGAAACCCCAUGACUAAACACCAAGGGCACCUUUCCUGGUACAAUCUCAAAAUUGAAUAUUACAGGGCACCUUUCCUGGCUACUCAUCAGCUAAGCCCGACCACUUACACGUUCUCCAAAAAAUGCGAAGGGGCUGAUGUUCUGGUGUUCAACACCGGGCAUUGUCUCUUGACCAUGUCGUUGAAUGUGAUGGAGGCAUUUUAAAAAUCUCUACAAACAUCGAAGUUACGGAUUGAAAAUUUAAACCCUGAAAGGACUCGUGUUUUCUUCCGUGGCUACUCUCCAGUACAUUACAGGAAUGGUACAUGGGAUUAGGCGGGUCUCUGUGAUAUGGACAGACAACCAGAGACAAACUACACAAUGCUGGAACCAGAGCCAGUGCAUAACCAAAUCAUUUCUACUGUAAUCAAAGAGAUGGAUUAUGGAGACAGGAAGGUUCAGUUCUUAAACAUUACGCAUUUGACACUGUUCAAGUAUGAUGGUCACCCUUCUCGUCAUCGUGAGCCAGGCACUCCAGUUGACGCUCCACAGGACUGCAGUCAUUGGUGUCUACCUGGAAUACCAGACAUAUGGAAUGAAAUUCUAUAUGCUAAUUUACUGUCAAUGGGAUUCAGAACCAAGUGAUAUCAGAUUACAUAAUUU
This is a messenger RNA of Populus euphratica (Euphrates poplar), 1194 nucleotides long. RefSeq names its product protein trichome birefringence-like 8. NCBI's taxonomy places the organism in Eukaryota, Viridiplantae, Streptophyta, Magnoliopsida, Malpighiales, Salicaceae. Gene Ontology annotation, cellular component: Golgi apparatus. Gene Ontology annotation, molecular function: O-acetyltransferase activity. The record is from RefSeq and is a predicted model, not a curated record.